Molecule: messenger RNA, 592 nt
Organism: Pistacia vera
Lineage: Eukaryota; Viridiplantae; Streptophyta; Magnoliopsida; Sapindales; Anacardiaceae
Product: PLAT domain-containing protein 3-like
Exons: 2
Coding region: 30-572 (180 amino acids)
Molecular function (GO): protein binding
Source: RefSeq, a predicted model, not a curated record
CUCAACUCACUCACUCCACAAACUCAGCCAUGGCUUCCAAGACUCUCUCCCUCUUCCUCCUCCUCCUCCUCUCCUCCGCCACGAUCGCCUUCUCGGACGGAGAAGAUUGUGUGUAUACGGUGUACAUUAGAACGGGCUCGAUCUUCAAGGGGGGAACUGAUUCGAUCAUCAGCUUGAGGUUGUACAACAUGUACGGUGAGAUGGUGGAGAUGACGAAUCUGGAGUCAUGGGGAGGCUUGAUGGGUCCAGGUUACAACUAUUUCGAGAGGGGUAAUUUGGACAUUUUUAGUGGGAGAGGGAAGUGCCUGAGUGCGCCUGUGUGCGCGAUGAAUCUUACAUCGGACGGCUCAGGACCGCAUCAUGGAUGGUACGUUAACUACGUUGAGGUCACAUCAACUGGGGUCCACACGCCUUGCUCUCAACAGCAGUUCACGGUGGAGCAGUGGCUGGCACUCGAUACGACGCCGUUCGAGCUGACAACUAUAAGGAAUUAUUGUCCUGAUUACGCUGCUCGUGGUGGCCAACACGAGGGUCGUAAAAGGAUAUUUAAGUCUUUAUCUUCUGCUAUGUAAAAAAAUAAUAAUAAUAAUAA